Neltuma alba is the source of this 3093-nucleotide messenger RNA. Its product is annotated as phospholipase D delta. The transcript is spliced from 11 exons. Bases 103 to 2682 code for a protein of 859 amino acids. The record is from RefSeq and is a predicted model, not a curated record. Lineage: Eukaryota; Viridiplantae; Streptophyta; Magnoliopsida; Fabales; Fabaceae. Gene Ontology annotation, biological process: phosphatidylcholine metabolic process; phospholipid catabolic process. Gene Ontology annotation, molecular function: calcium ion binding; D-type glycerophospholipase activity. Gene Ontology annotation, cellular component: plasma membrane.
GAAGCUCAGUGCAACAAGGAAGCCUCUGGCCAACCCCACGACGGCGACGUCUUUUUCAUCCUGACUUAGCUUCAAGCAAGCAACCUUUAUUCUUGGGACGCAAUGGCUGACGACGUUUCCGGCGAGAGGAUCUAUCUUCACGGAGAUUUGGACUUGGACAUUAUCGAGGCCCGAAUGUUGCCCAAUAUGGACGCUGUGUCUGAGCACUUCCGCCGUUGCGUCACUGGAUGCGAUACUAUCAAAUUCCGUUCAUCCGAUCCCGCUGCUGCAGCGGGCGACCGAGGCCACCGCAAAACUCACCAACAUAAAAAAAUCAUUACCAGCGACCCUUAUGUCACGGUUACUGUCCCACAGGCCACUGUUGCCCGUACACGUGUCAUAAAGAAUUCCCAAAACCCUUGCUGGAACGAGCACUUCAACAUCCCCCUGGCACACCCCGUCAUAGAUUUGGAAUUCCGCGUGAAAGAUGACGACAUUUUUGGUGCGCAACUCGUGGGAACUGUUAAAAUUCCGGCGCAGGGGAUUGCCUCCGGUGAACGUAUUACUGGGUGGUUUCCAAUUCUUGGAUCCUCCGGUAAGCCACCCAAAAGCGAAACUGCGCUUUAUAUUGAAAUGAAGUUCACGCCAGUUGAGAAGAACCCGCUGUAUCUUCGCGGCAUCGCGAACGAUCCCGAGCACAAGGGUGUGAGACACGCGUAUUUUCCGUUGCGGAAAGCUAGCUCCGUGAGACUGUACCAAGAUGCCCAUGUUCCUGAAGGGAUGCUACCUAAGAUUGAGCUAGAGGGAGGGAAGGUUUAUAAGCAUGAAAAAUGUUGGGAAGAUAUUUGUUAUGCUAUAUCUGAGGCUCAUCAUAUGGUAUAUAUCGUGGGCUGGUCAAUCUACCACAAGGUGAAACUGAUUAGGGAGCCCUCCAGACCAUUGCCACGAGGUGGAGAUUUAACUCUUGGUGAAUUGCUCCGAUACAAGUCUGAAGAAGGGGUUCGUGUUCUGUUACUGGUUUGGGAUGAUAAAACUUCCCACGAUAAGUUGUUCUUCAAAUCGGCCGGAGUGAUGCAGACACAUGAUGAAGAAACCAAAAAGUUCUUUAAACAUUCUUCCGUUAUGUGUGUGUUAGCACCUCGUUAUGCUAGCAGCAAGUUGAGCAUUAUAAAGCAACGGGUUGUUGGAACUGUCUUCACCCAUCACCAAAAAUGUGUUAUUGUGGACACACAGGCCUCCGGUAAUGAUAGGAAAAUAACUGCUUUUUUAGGAGGGCUUGAUUUAUGUGAUGGCCGCUAUGACACACCUGAGCAUAGACUUUUUCGUGGUCUUGAUACUGUAUUUAAGGGGGAUUUUCACAACCCUACAUUUCCUGCUGGAAAGAGGGCUCCGAGGCAACCAUGGCAUGAUUUGCACUGCAGAAUUGAUGGCCCUGCUGCAUAUGAUGUUCUCAUUAAUUUUGAGCAGCGUUGGAGAACGGCAACUAAGUGGAAAGAGUUUGCAAUGCUUGUCAAAAAGGCUUCUCACUGGCAUGAGGAUGCUUUAAUAAAAGUAGAUCGUAUAUCGUGGAUAUUAAGUCCUUCCGUGCAUCCCUCAAAGGAUGGUAGCACCGUCGUACCUGGAGAUGACCCUACAGUGUGGGUUUCCAGCGAGGAUGAUCCUGAAAACUGGCAUGUUCAGAUCUUCCGUUCCAUUGAGUCAGGGUCCCUGAAAGGGUUUCCAAAAAAUGUUCAUGCUGCCCAGUCCCAGAAUCUUACCUGCGCUAAAAAUUUGGUAAUAGAUAAAAGUAUUCAAACAGCAUACAUCCAGGCAAUCAGAUCUGCUCAACAUUUUAUUUACAUAGAAAACCAAUAUUUUAUUGGAUCAUCGUAUGCAUGGCCAUCUUAUAAAGAUGCAGGAGCUGAUAAUCUUAUCCCAAUGGAAUUGGCGCUGAAAAUUGCUAAUAAAAUCAGAGCUAAGGAAAGAUUUGCCGUGUAUAUUGUUUUACCAAUGUGGCCAGAAGGUGAUCCUAAUUCCGCAACUGUGCAAGAAAUUCUGUUUUGGCAGGGCCAGACAUUGCAGGCGAUGUAUAAGGUUGUGGCUGAAGAAUUGAAAUCAAUGCAAUUUACUGACUUGCAUCCACAAGAUUACCUCAACUUCUAUUGCCUUGGUAAUCGGGAGGAAUUUCAUGAAGAUGCCUUGAACUCAAAUGGUGUUGCUGUCACCGAUUCACAUAAGUAUGGUCGAUUUAUGAUUUAUGUGCAUGCUAAGGGGAUGAUCAUUGACGAUGAGUAUGUGAUAGUGGGAUCUGCUAAUAUAAACCAAAGAUCUAUGGCUGGUACAAAAGAUACAGAGAUAGCAAUGGGCGCAUACCAACCUCACCACACUUGGUCUGCAAGGAAAAGACAUCCCUCUGGACAGAUUUAUGGUUACAGAAUGUCACUGUGGAGUGAGCAUCUUGGGCUUGAGGUCAUAGACACAUGUUUCAAGGAACCAGAGAGUUUGGAGUGUGUGAAGAAAGUGAAUGAAAUUGCUAACGAAAACUGGAGCAAGUUCACUUCUGAGAACUUCUCACAGCUGCAGGGGCAUUUGCUUAAGUAUCCUGUACAGGUAGAUGCUGAUGGGAAUGUAAGCUCCCUACCCGGACAUGAGAAUUUCCUGGACGUUGGCGGUAGAGUACUGGGGGCCCAUUCCCAGACAAUUCCGGAUAUCCUAACAACGUAAUCUCUUGAGUUCGUUUUUAUUAAAAUCUGCUUCUUCUUGGCCAACGUUUAUGAGAGGUCUGGUUAAGGUUGUGACAAGUGGAGUUCCCUCAGACUGACGGAGGAAGGAAAAAGAAAUUAGAAUAAUGUGUUUAUUUUUCGGAACUCUCUGAUUGGCCAAGUGACGUGUAAAUUUUGAAGAUGAAGAGAUGCCGAUUGUUACCAGAGGCCGCAACAGUAUUCUCUGUUUAUAUCCUACAAAGGAAAAAUGAUCUCCCUUGCAUGAAGGCUCUGAAUUUAUCAAUUUAUCAUUUGUUGAUGAAAUUAAAUUCGUUUCCAUCCGUCUCUUGUAGAAUUAUUUGAAUUCUUUGGACGAGACUCCGGCCGAAGGUAAAACCAAGCACAUUUAAUAUUAUACUACCUUUCAUCUUAA